CCUCCCCCUCCAUCCUUCCCCUCCUUCGCUCUCCCACACAUCCCAAAAGAAACCUUAUUUUCACGUCACGGCUACUAUUCCCAUAUAAUAUAACCAUGCACGUCCACCAGGCACCACGAUGGCACACGUACCCAAGAUUACUAAACACACCGACAACGCCUGACUAAAUCCUUACGCAACCCCUCCACGCACCUCUUCUGCCUUCUACCCCUUUGGAACUCGGACGCUAUCCCCCCUCUCAACAGCCGAUCCGCUCUUCCUAGCGACACAAAGCGCGCCAGCUCCGCGUUUUGGGCGCUGGACCCAGGGCUAGUCGGAGCCAUGGUUGCGCCGAGGGACCGAUGUGGACAGCGAUGUGGGGUGCACGAAUGAAGGGGAGGACAGUUUCACAAACGGCCGUUGGUUGCUUAUAAACGCUUUGCGACUGCCGCUGGUUCUUUUUUUGUUACGGAGAAAGUAAACAAGUCGAAUAAUCAUCAAUCAACCUCUCUCCAUUACCAUACAAUCAGAUAUCGCAGAUAUGUCGACUGUCAGCUUCACCCUCUCGCAGGAUUACGGAUACGUAAUUCUCGCCGCAACAUCCACCUUCAUCCUUAACACCAUCCACGGCUUCAACACUGGCAAAUUCCGCAAGGCGGCCGCCAUCGCCUACCCUGCCCCCUACGCCACCAACGAGGUGGCCAAGGACAACGAUGAUGCAUACCGCUUUAACUGCGCCCAACGCGCGCACGCCAACUACACCGAGAACCACACCUCCGUCCUGGCCACACUCCUGAUUGCUGGUGUUCAGUUCCCCCGCGUCGCAGCUGGACUCGGCGCUACCUGGGUUGUGGGGAGGUACCUUUACAUGGCGGGGUACUCGAACUUGGCGUAUGGACGUGGAGGAAAGGGACGUUAUCGCGGGAUGAUUGCGUACAUUGGCCAGCUUGGGCUUUUGGGGUUGACGAUUUACAGUGGGCUGGGUAUGAUUUUGGGGUGGUAGAUGUAGAUACCAGAGUGGGAAGUAGUGUAGGUUAGUGGGAAUAAAAGUUGUAUUACUCUAG
Pseudogymnoascus verrucosus is the source of this 1043-nucleotide messenger RNA. RefSeq lists its product as uncharacterized. Lineage: Eukaryota; Fungi; Ascomycota; Leotiomycetes; Thelebolales; Thelebolaceae. The record is from RefSeq and is a predicted model, not a curated record. The transcript has 4 exons. Gene Ontology annotation, cellular component: membrane; nuclear envelope; endoplasmic reticulum. Gene Ontology annotation, molecular function: glutathione transferase activity; glutathione peroxidase activity. Bases 521 to 982 code for a protein of 153 amino acids.